Messenger RNA from Populus euphratica (Euphrates poplar), 857 nucleotides. Its product is annotated as transcription factor MYB114-like. The record is from RefSeq and is a predicted model, not a curated record. Gene Ontology annotation, cellular component: nucleus. The coding region runs from base 164 to 766 and encodes 200 amino acids. Lineage: Eukaryota; Viridiplantae; Streptophyta; Magnoliopsida; Malpighiales; Salicaceae. Gene Ontology annotation, biological process: regulation of DNA-templated transcription; cell differentiation. The transcript is spliced from 3 exons. Gene Ontology annotation, molecular function: transcription cis-regulatory region binding.
CCAAAGAAAGGUAGGUCAGAUAAUAUCUCCCCUAUCUAUGUACUCCUAGAAUAAAUAACUUGAAGACUUAAGUGCAACUCACUCCAACUCUGUCUUCUUGUCCGAAACACCAAUCUUGCUUCCUUGAGGGAGAAGGGAGUGCGAGAACAGAAAAACUAGAAAAAUGCCACUGGCUCCUAGGAGAAGUAAAUGCGGUCAAAGGGAGGCUAACAAAGGAGCAUGGACAGCUGAAGAGGACCAAAAACUGGCCCGAGUCAUUGAAAUUCAUGGUCCAAAGAGGUGGAGAUCAAUUGCUGCCAAAGCAGAUCUGAAUAGAUGUGGCAAGAGCUGCAGGUUGAGAUGGAUGAAUCAUCUUAGACCAAAUAUUAAGAGAGGCAACAUAUCAGACCAAGAAGAGGACUUGAUACUCAGGCUUCAUAAGCUCCUUGGUAACAGAUGGUCUUUGAUAGCUGGAAGACUGCCUGGAAGGACUGAUAAUGAAAUCAAGAACUACUGGAAUUCUCAUUUGAGCAAAAAGAUAAAGCAAAAAGAGGAGAAACCGGUAAUAAUCUCAACAUCGAAACAACCUGAGCCAGAGAAAACCAAUGCACUGGGUAUGGAUAAUAUUGCCAAGGGAAGGGAGGAGGGUACUUCUAAGAGACUUGUGGACUCAAAAUCUAGCUUUGCUGGGGAUGACUUCUUUGAUUUCUCCAAUGAGGACCCUGUGAAUUUGGAAUGGAUGAGUAAAUUCCUUGAGCUGGAAGAGUCUUUGUAUGAAUUUCCAUGAUAUUGUAUGUUGCCUUUCGAAGUAGUAGUUCAUGCAUUCGUAUUUUUGUGAUGCUAGCUAUUGCAAGUUAAGGAGGUCUUCGAUAAUUUAA